AUGCUUCCAACUUCGGAAUUGAAAAUUCAAAUUAAUGAUGAACCUCUUGCUGCGAAUAAAACUGGUUCAAGACAAUCUAUAUACGAUAUACUAUCGGACAGUCCAGUGUACGAAGAAUCAGAAUUUAAUUUUUGCAAGUCGGAACUUCGCAAAUCGUCUUCACUCAAAACAAAUAAAACUCCUCCUGGAACGCCUCGGCGUAAAAAGGCUGUUAGAUUUGCAGAUGCAAUGGGGUUGGAUCUCGAAGAUGUUCGGCAUAUUUUGAAUUUGGAAGUACCACCUAAGAUCCCUGCAUCUGCGAUGAAAGACCUACGUGUGGGAAUAGAGGAUGACCGUCCUAAUGUUGGAACUAGAUUUUUAACUCCCCGGUUCAGUCAGCCUGGUGCUGACGGAAAGUUUACACAACGUGUAAUAGCUCAGAAAAUAUGUCUCGAAAACGCUGUGAUAACGGAUAUGACUAUAACGGGGGUUGUUAGGGUUGCCAAUAUUGGGUUCCACAAAGCUGUGCGUAUACGAUUCUCCACAAAUAAAUGGAUAUCUUUUCAUGACAUUGCCGCAUCUUACGUAAUCAAUUCUUGUGAUGGUGCAACUGAUCGCUUUUCAUUCAGUAUUGUCGCUCCAAUGGAAUUGGGGGUUGGAUCAACCUUGGAAUUUGCAGUUUCCUACACUGUGAAUGACAAAGUAUAUUGGGAUAAUAAUAAUGGAGCUAAUUAUGUGUUUGAGUGCUUCGCAAAAACUAUUCCGAUGGAAAACGAUAGUUAUUGGAUGCAUUUUUUAUGA
Messenger RNA from Lottia gigantea (owl limpet), 780 nucleotides. RefSeq lists its product as hypothetical. Bases 1 to 780 code for a protein of 259 amino acids. Lineage: Eukaryota; Metazoa; Mollusca; Gastropoda; Lottiidae. The transcript has a single exon. Gene Ontology annotation, biological process: regulation of glycogen biosynthetic process. The record is from RefSeq and is a predicted model, not a curated record. Gene Ontology annotation, molecular function: glycogen binding; protein phosphatase 1 binding. Gene Ontology annotation, cellular component: protein phosphatase type 1 complex.